Elephantulus edwardii (Cape elephant shrew) is the source of this 2100-nucleotide messenger RNA. RefSeq names its product transglutaminase 4 (gene TGM4). Gene Ontology annotation, molecular function: protein-glutamine gamma-glutamyltransferase activity. Gene Ontology annotation, biological process: peptide cross-linking. Lineage: Eukaryota; Metazoa; Chordata; Mammalia; Macroscelidea; Macroscelididae. The coding region runs from base 1 to 2100 and encodes 699 amino acids. The transcript is spliced from 14 exons. The record is from RefSeq and is a predicted model, not a curated record.
AUGUCGACCAGUCUGCCUUCAGAAGGCCCCGUCAGAGACAAGCCCUUUCCUGGGGCAUCUGGACACCUAAAGAUUCAUCACGUUGACCUCAUGAAGGACGAUAAUGCCAUAAACCACCACACGUCAGAUUUCAUAUCAGACAAACUCAUAGUGCGAAGAGGAAAGGAGUUUCACCUGCGGCUGCUGCUUAACCACACCUUACAAUCGUCAGACAGCUUUGAGGUGCAGCUCAUCACAGGACCAUCCCCUAAUGUCAACAACAAAACCCUGCUGAAUCUGAACCCGAAAAAUCCCCAGAAACCUCAUCAUUGGCACUCUUCUAUUUAUAAGGAGAUGGGCUCAGAGGUCAUUCUGAGUAUCACCAGCCCCCCCAGUGCCAUUGUGGGCAUAUACUCACUGCAAGUGGGAACUGAUUAUCAGGAUGUCAGCAAGUCCGAGAAGCACGAGUUCUAUCUGCUCUACAACCCGUGGUGUGAAGAUGAUGUGGUCUACAUGCCCAUUGAGGAGGAGCGAGCGGAAUAUGUUCUCAACGAUACAGGCUAUGUAUACAUGGGUGAUUUCAAAAGGAUCCAAGAAAAACCCUGGAUUUUUGGUCAGUUCGAGGAGAAUGUCCUGAGCUGCUGCAUGUACCUGUUAAGCAGGGGCCUUCGGAAGAUCACGGAGACAAAGGACCCCGUGCUGGUGACCCGGGCCAUGUCGGCCAUGAUGAGCAGUCAAGACGACAACGGCGUGCUUGUUGGGAACUGGUCAGGGGACUACAAAGGCGGUGUGGCCCCUUUCAUCUGGAACGGCAGCGCCCCCAUCUUGCAACAGUACUACACCACAAAGAUGCCCGUGUGCUUUGGCCAGUGCUGGGUGUUCUCGGGGAUCUUGACCACAGUUCUGAGAGCCUUAGGGAUCCCAGCACGCAGUGUGACCACCUACCAGGCAGCCCAUGACACGGAGAAGAACCUCACAGUGGACAUUUACAUGGAUGAAAACGGCAAGGUCUCGGACCUGACCAAUGACUCCGUCUGGAAUUUCCACGUGUGGACGGAAGCCUGGAUGAAGCGAAAGGACCUGCCCAAAGGCUUUGAUGGUUGGCAGGCUGUGGACGGGACGCCUCAGGAGAGGAGCUUCGGUAUCUACUGCUGCGGACCAUCGCCGGUGUCUGCCAUCCGCAGUGGAGAAAUCUUCAUAGGCUACGACACCAAGUUCAUCUUCUCUGAGGUGAACGCCGACCAGAUCGUCUGGCUGAUGAAGACAGUGAACGGGAAGAAAUACUUCAAAAAGGUCUCCGUGAGCACCAACAACGUUGGGAGAAGUAUCAGCACGAAGGAAGUGGGCCACGAUUCCAGGAGAGACAUCACCAAUGAGUACAAGUUCCCAGAAGGUUCCUUGGAGGAGCGUAAGGCCAUGGACCAUGCUUAUGUUCUUUUGGAUCAGGAAAGGAAUCCUACAGAAACUGACAAGGAGACACUUCUGAAGAUAUUGGCCAAGGCAGACCCCGUGCUCCUGGGAGAGCCUGUGAAAAUCGUUGUGACUCUACAAAGAAAUACAGCUACUACUCAGACUGCCAAAGUCCUCUCCUCUUUUGACCUACAGUCAUACACAGGCUCCGAAGCUGUACCGGUGAACUCUCUCCUGAACAACAUCGAGAUGAAGCAAGCAGUGACGGAAUUUACUCUGACCUUGGACCCUAAUACCUAUAUGAAGAAGGUGAUUAAGUUUGGUGAUGUGCCAGUCAUCAAAGGUCUCCUGGUUGCAGAAAUUAUAAACUCCAAAGCCUCAGAUUCUGCCGAAGUGUAUGUGCAUUUCAAAUACCCCAAGAUCUCUAUUGAGAUACCUUCCAAAGUCCAGGUCGGCUCUCCGUGCAUCUGCACCUGCACCAUUCACAACAUCCUGAACAUCCCUCUGACGAAUGCCAAGUUCCACACGGAAAGCCUGGGCCUCAGCCAGCGGCAGAUUUUCCACAAAGGGGUGGUGGAGCCGCAAAAGAGUGCCAGCAUCCAGGUAAAAUGUAACCCGACUAAACCUGGGGAAAAGAAAUUAAUCAUCAAGUUCUUCUCCAAUGAAGUGAAAGAAAUUUACAAAGAGAAGAUUGUUCACGUCACCAGAUAG